AUGGGGGAUGGUUGGUUGGGGUGGGAUGAUGGGUUCCAUGGGUUGGGUGUGGAGUGGGACUUAUAUAUCAUCUGUCACUCUGGAUCCAAACCAUGUGAAUAUAAGGGAAACAAAAAGAAGCAUUGUACUCCUGUCUCUCUCAGAACAAUUGGAAGAGAUGUAGUAGUCCCCACCAUGAGGAGACAUGAUAACUGUGAUACAAGUUUACAAUUAACUGGUUUUCCAAUGUCUGUGGGAAAACAUCAGCAAACUCUCAUUGGAGAAAAGUCUCAUAAUUACAGUGAAUAUGAAACUUUGACUGUCUCUUCUGGUUCACUUUGCACAUGUAGUGUUUCUCACAGUAUGAGAAAAUGUUACGCAUGGAAUCAGUGUGACAAAACUUUGAGUUCUCUUCAAAGAUGUGAAAAAAACUCUUAAGGAAGAAGAAGUAACAAAUGCAAACCAAGUACUAAAGGGUUUAUCUCUCAAAGGUGUCUUCAAACACAUAAAACAACUAGUGAUGAAGAUGAUCUCUAUAAAUGUAAUCAAUGUGAUAAAGUCUUUAGAUCUGAUUCUUCUGUGAAAGUACACCAGAGAACUCACUUGGAAAUAAAACCCUGUGAAUACAGUAAAAGUGAUCAAGACUUUGCAUGUCACAAUCUUCAUCAAGUUGGUAGAAUUUAUACUAGGGAGAAAAGGUAUGAAUAUGAUAAAUAUCAUAAAGCUUUUGCAUGUCCCAGAUAUCUUCAAAUACAUAAAGGAAGUAAUUCUGGGGAGGAAUCCUAUGAAUGUAAUCAAUGUGGUAAAACCUUUGCCUAUAAAAGCCUUUUUCAAAUACAUGAAAGAAUUCAUACUGGAGAGAAACCCUAUGGAUGUAAUCAAUGUGGUAAAGCCUUUGCAUAUAAAAGUGAUCUUCACAGGCAUAUAAGAAACCAUACUGGAGAGAAACCCUAUGAAUGUAGUCAAUAUGGUAAAGCCUUCACACAGAACAGUUAUCUUCAAAAACAUGAAAGAAGUCAUACUGGAGAGAAACCCUAUGAAUGUAGUCAAUGUGAAAAAGUCUUUGCACAUAACAGUCAUCUUCACAAGCAUGAAAGAAUUCAUACUGGAGUGAAAUGUUAUGAAUGUAGUCAGUGUGGUAAAGCAUUUAAGUAUAAGAGUAGUCUUCACAGGCAUGAAAUAAAUCAUACUGGAAAGAAACCCUGUGAAUGUAGUCGAUGUGGUAAAGCUUUUGCAUGUCACAGUAAUCUUCACAGGCAUGAAAGAAGUCACACUGGAGAGAAACCCUAUAGAUGUAACCAAUGUAGUAAAGCCUUUGCAUACAAAUGUCAUUUUCAGAGGCAUGAAAGAAGUCAUACUGGAUAG
Chionomys nivalis (European snow vole) is the source of this 1344-nucleotide messenger RNA. RefSeq names its product zinc finger protein OZF-like. The transcript is spliced from 2 exons. NCBI's taxonomy places the organism in Eukaryota, Metazoa, Chordata, Mammalia, Rodentia, Cricetidae. Gene Ontology annotation, molecular function: RNA polymerase II transcription regulatory region sequence-specific DNA binding; DNA-binding transcription factor activity, RNA polymerase II-specific. The record is from RefSeq and is a predicted model, not a curated record. Gene Ontology annotation, biological process: regulation of transcription by RNA polymerase II. Gene Ontology annotation, cellular component: nucleus.